UUUCAUCCAUGGGCCCAUGUAGACACCUGUUACAAAACCUCUUAGCACAUAGCACAGUAUCUUGAGGGAAAAAAAGUUGUCCACCUUCCGGGAAUGAGAUUGUUUUGGCAUUGCUCAAACGACUUGUAGAGGAGGUUUCGUGGGAAACACCAAGAGGAAGAGCGUGGAAGUGGUGGACAGACUACUUGAAGGGCUUUGAACGUCUGCCAGGGUGAGCCUGUGGGACAGGGCACAGUCAAUUCCCCCACCAGCCUCAACAUCGUCCUGGCUGCACCCAUGAAAGGAGAUAGCUGGGUGAGAGGUUCAGGAUGCUGGAGGUGAACGUGGCCUUUCUGACCGAGUCGGAGCGGGAGGUCAUCCUGGAAGUGCUAAAGAGAGAUGAGGAGCUCAGACGGGCUGAGGAGCUGAGGGUCAGGAGGUUGAAGCUGGAGGUGCUAGACAUGAAGCGGAAGGGGGCUAAGCGCGGCAGCGGCCGGUACAGCGAGCGCAGUUGCGGUCGGUGUCAGGAGUCCCUGGGCAGAGUCCUUGGCGGGGCGAGCCAGUGCCGGGUGUGCAAACACCACGUUUGCCGGAACUGCCGCCUGGUGCAACCCAAUGGUGCCUGGGUGUGCACUGUGUGUUCCAAAGAAGUUGAUCUAAAGAAGUGCUCCGGAGACUGGUUCUACGACCAGAGGGUGAACCGGUUCUCAACAGCUCCAGGGCAUGAUAUUGUCCGAGCCUCACUCAAGAAGCGCCCGCCCUUGAAGAAGCGAGAGACUGCGGGGGACCUGCUUUUGAACAGCACAGAGUUAAAGCCCAGCCCAGCUGCUUCAGCUGUUCCAGUCCCACGACCCAGAAAGAAGGACCAUGCUCCCUCCAACAAGGGGCAGCUGUCAAACGUGUUGGAGCUGCCUGAGGCGCGGGAGCCGCAGCGGAGCGACACAGAGUCGGCCGAGAAGUCCAGCCUGUGCAGCAGCCGCACCAGCACCGAGUCAUCCCACAGCACUCCGGCUCUUCCCCGGAAAGGUAUCAAGUCUCCUCAGCACAGUCCUGCAGGCUCCACAGUGUCCAGUCUCACUCAGCACAGUCCUGCAGACUCGACAGUCUCCAGUCUCGCUGGGCCGUCCAAAUCCAGCAAGCCCCCCAGUCCCAUACCUGAACCAGAGACCGCCUCUUUGAGAUACAGGCUCAAUCAGCCCUCAGAAGUGGCGGACCCAGAGGUUGAUAGGCUGUUCAAGAAAAGCGUCAGACGGGUGCACAAAAUCUCAGGUAGUCGGCCGACAUCGACUUUAGACCUGCGUGAAGAUGGUGUCCGCACCACAGACGGGUCAAUGGGUGACCGGAGCAAGUCUGUACCUGGCCUGAAUGUAACUGACGAUGAAGAAGAUGAAGACAUUGAUAACCUGGUGACCAUACACAGAAGGAUUAUGGGUGAUAGCACCUCAAGUCUCCGCAGUUCCCCAAGCACUCUGGGCAGUAUGAUGAGCGUGUACAGUGAGGCGGGAGAUUACGACUGUGUGGAGGUGACUGGAGACAUCCUCUUCUCCAUCAGCUUCCAGGAGCGCAGCCAGACGCUGUCCAUCCUGGUGAAGGAAUGCCGGGGGCUGGCCUACGCUGACGCGGUGAAACAGCGCUGCAAUCCGUAUGUGAAGUGCUACCUCCUGCCAGACAAGUCUCGCCAGGGCAAGAAGAAGACGGCCACCAAGCGCAACAACAUCAACCCCAUCUACAACGAGACCCUGAAGUACUCUAUAAGCCGUUCUCAGGUCACCACCCGCACGCUGCAGCUCUCCGUCUGGCACUAUGACCGCUUUGGCCGCAACGCCUUCCUGGGAGAGGUGGAGGUCCCGCUAGACUGUCACGACAUCGACUCUGGCCACCAGCAGUGUGUGGCCCUUAGGGGAAGGGUGCCCUCCUCUCUCCAGCACACUCCAUUCUCACAGUACAAAGGGGAAUUGGUGAUCUCCCUGAAGUACAUCACAGCCAAAAACACAUCGACAGAUAAGUCUAAAGCAGGAAAGAAGGGGAAAGGUAAAGGAGAGGCAGAGCUGCAUGUCCUGAUCAAAGAAGCCAGGAAUCUAACAGCCAUGAAGGCAGGGGGCACCUCAGACUCCUUUGUAAAAGGGUAUCUGCUGCCAUCCAACAGCAAAUCCACUAAGAGGAAGACUCCGGUGGCCAAGAAGACACUGAACCCGCACUACAACCACACAUUCGUCUACAAGGACGUGAGUGUGGAGCAGCUGAGGACCAUGUGUCUAGAACUGACCGUGUGGGACCGGGAGGCGCUGUCUAGCAACGACUUUCUGGGAGGCGUGCGUCUGAGCACAGGGACAGUCACUCUGCAGUCCGGCAAAGAGGAGUGGCUGGCGGAGUCUUCCCCAGAGGAGGUAAGCCUGUGGGAGCGCGUCAUGCAGUACCCCGACUCGUGGGCAGAGGGCACUCUUCCCCUGCGCGCCUCCAUGGGGAAGAGCAAAUGAGGACAGCCGUCCCCACAGAGAGGCUCACGACGAGGCGACAGCCUGCCACUGCGCCGGGCCUCUUACGAAACUCCCCUCUCGCUCCGCUAGCUCAGUCAACAAAGGUGUCGCGUACAAGAGCUGGGAUUAUCAUUUGUAAUGCUGAGUUCUACAAUGCCAAAGCAGAAUGUUUUAUAAAAUAGAUUUAAAGAUUUAAAAAAUCUACAUUUAUGAAGCAUAUACAUGUAUAUAUAUAUUUCUGUUGAAGGGAUUAUGUUCUAUAGUUGCAAAUUUUAUGUUGAGUUGUCUCUUUUAACUUUAGGUUGGAUGAAGAGUUGGAUUACAUUUGUAGUGUGUUUGUGUAUGUCAUUGUCAUCUAAUGGUUUUGUUUCACUGUGGUCAAAAUGCAAGGCAAACCUUGACUGACUGCAAAAUAGGUUGAACUCCACACAGAAAGAACACAGAAUUACACAAAAAAUAUCAGUUCUCAUCAUGUUUUAUUUAUAUGUUUGUUCAUUUUUUUAUUGUUGUUAUUUGAACAUGUUAACAGUUACUUAAUGUAAAUGUGUCCCUCUAUCGUUACACAUUCCUCUUCAGUGACAAACUGUCCAAGGACUCCAAACAUAACUUUUAUAUUCUCUGUUCUCUCCUUUUAAAUGCACUUUUUAAAUACAUCACAUAAAGUCAUUCACCUCAAAAGUAAUAUAAUAAACUUUCAACAAUCUA
Molecule: messenger RNA, 3161 nt
Organism: Alosa alosa (allis shad)
Lineage: Eukaryota; Metazoa; Chordata; Actinopteri; Clupeiformes; Clupeidae
Gene: sytl4
Product: synaptotagmin-like 4
Exons: 18
Coding region: 309-2456 (715 amino acids)
Biological process (GO): exocytosis; intracellular protein transport
Cellular component (GO): plasma membrane; exocytic vesicle
Molecular function (GO): small GTPase binding; neurexin family protein binding
Source: RefSeq, a predicted model, not a curated record